CAUUGACGGCAUCAAAUACGGGUGCAUCGCACUCGGUACUUAUAUUUCUUCAUCAAAAUUAAAUUAAAUAAUUUACUUGAAUAUUAUUUGAAAUAGUCUUGAGAAGUUAAUCAUAUAAAAAAUAUUUCAGUGAAAGCGAUCAAUAAAAGUGUCUACUUAAUACUUUUGGCGAUAAACUAAAAAUUUGAGAUCUUAACUCGAGUCUUGUCAUUUCCAUGAUCAACGUCUUUCUUUCUCACUCACCGUCACGACGCACUCCACCGCUUGUACUUGGAGGUGUUGGAGAUUUCUAGAAGAGAGAAAGAGAAACGACGACAUACAACAGACAAAAAAUAUAUUAUUAUCAUCAGUUAAACACAAGAAAUCUGUGUGCCAAGACUUAUUACCCGGGUUUAACGCGGGCAUUAUUUAUUUCGAAAAAUAUAUAAUUCCAGUAAAAAAUGGCUGCAUUGCCAAGGAGAAUUAUCAAAGAAACACAGAGACUGAUGCAAGAGCCUGUGCCUGGUAUCAGUGCUGUACCAGAUGAUACAAAUGCUAGAUAUUUUCAUGUAAUUGUUACUGGACCUGAAGAUUCUCCGUUUGAAGGAGGGUUAUUUAAACUUGAAUUAUUCUUACCAGAAGACUAUCCAAUGUCCGCACCUAAAGUAAGAUUUAUCACUAAAAUCUACCAUCCAAACAUAGACAGGCUUGGAAGAAUUUGCCUGGAUAUACUCAAAGACAAAUGGAGUCCAGCCCUCCAAAUUAGAACUGUUUUGCUAUCAAUACAAGCGCUACUAAGUGCGCCUAAUCCAGAUGAUCCUUUGGCCAAUGACGUGGCUGAAUUAUGGAAAGUUAAUGAAAGCGAAGCGAUACGUAAUGCCAAAGAAUGGACUCGUAGAUACGCUAUGGAUAACUGAUCUCAGCCUUGUUGUUAUUAUCCGUCAUCAAAUGUGUUGUUGUUGUUCAGUCCUCUCAGCAACCUUGAUUUAUUAUUCUCCUGGCACAUCGGUACCAUGCCGUUUUCACCCGUGUCCACAAUUUUGCUAUGCAAACAAUAAAAUUUUUUGUAAGAAUAAAAAAUUAAGAGAUCAAUUAUGAAGAUGUAUUUUCUGCAUAUGGCUGAGAAAAAAGAGAAAAAAUGGUUAUUUUGCAAGUAAGAAGUAAACAUUUAUCUGAAUAAUGCCCAUUUUGAUUAGAUAAUGUAUUAAUUACAUUGAUGAGCAACUGAGAAAUAAUAAUGAAUUCGUUGUUAAGGUAUCUCGAGCGGUGAUAUACAGUAUAUGUAUUAAAAUGAAGCAAAACAUUAUAUAAUAAUUAUAAACGAAUGAAUAGAUAAAAUUGAAAGGAAUCUUUGAAAAGAACUGAAGAAAAAAUUUUAUUUAUAGUGGAAUAAAGCGUCAUGAGGAUCGUUGGUCCAUGGAAAUUGGGAAAUGAAAACUGGAAUGAUUAAACAGUCUUUAAAAGGUCAUUCUACAGCAUAAAUUUUUCCGAAUUCCAUCUAUUUAUCUGAUAUAAUUACUGCAUAAAGUUUUGUCUUAUUCUUAUACAUAUAUAUUUUCAUUCGAGACCCCUUAAUUUGAAUGAAAAAAUAUUCUUCGUACAUUCUUGAAUGUAAGUCGAUGCGUUUUGUCGAUUUACAUUGAUGUACAUUGUCAAAGUGCUUUCGUAUGUUUUAUUUUCCAUUCAGCGUAGCAAGGAUAUUUAGUAAGUAAAUUAAAAAUAAAUCGGUAAUGAUUAAAUAACUAGGUAAAAAAGAAUUGAAAAAAAAUCAAGCGCUUUAUAUCACAUGUUUUUUUCUUCGUUGGGUUUAAUUUAAUGAAGCACUGCAUGAUUGAAGCACGUUUUUUAACGGAUUUUAACACUUGCAUAAGCUCGACUGUAAAAUAAAAUUAUAUUAAAAUGCUAAAGAUAAAUUGAUAAAUAAUAAUUUUAAAAAAGACAACAGUUAAUAGAAUAAAAAUUAAACCCACGAAAUGAAUUUACAUGAUCACUGAUUUCAUGUGGUGUACAAUAUUAAGAAUAUAUAGCAAGAAUUAUAUACUCCAGCUAUAUUUAUUAAUGUACCCAGAUGAUAAAAUAAACAUUAAUAGAAUAAUUCAGUAA
Molecule: messenger RNA, 2082 nt
Organism: Chelonus insularis
Lineage: Eukaryota; Metazoa; Arthropoda; Insecta; Hymenoptera; Braconidae
Product: ubiquitin-conjugating enzyme E2 N
Exons: 3
Coding region: 441-896 (151 amino acids)
Source: RefSeq, a predicted model, not a curated record